Messenger RNA from Tachysurus fulvidraco (yellow catfish), 2155 nucleotides. RefSeq lists its product as uncharacterized. Lineage: Eukaryota; Metazoa; Chordata; Actinopteri; Siluriformes; Bagridae. The record is from RefSeq and is a predicted model, not a curated record. The transcript is spliced from 3 exons. The coding region runs from base 40 to 741 and encodes 233 amino acids.
GUAAGAUAAUUUUGUGAGUAUUUGUGUUUAUUCAUUUAAAUGGAACAGGGGCAUUUCUAUGAUGGAGAAAAGGGCACUGGAUAUUUAGCGUGGCGCCUCAAAACCAUUUCCAGGACUUCAGGAAAACGGCCAAUCAAGGAAGCCUCAGUGCAUCAAGCACAAGGACCAAAGCGCCGAAGAUCAGCAACCACACUGCCUCAGCAGCUGGAUGGAGAUGCCUACAGGGAGGCCAUUUCAUUCCUUGUUCAUUCUCCUGAUGAAGCAAGUGUAUUUCAGAAGAUGAAGAUGACGUUUCAACACCGUCAGGACCUAGUGCAUGACCCACAAAGAAGCACAGAUGUCUUCAAAACAUUUCCACUCUUUUUAGAUGUCAAAGGACUGGUGAAUCAAGACUUCCUGCUGCUGUUUGGUGCUGAAACAGCCUCCAAGAUGCUUGAGAAGUGGGACACCUCAUUCAAGCCCAAGGUCAUCAAAGAGGCCAAAAAACUGACUCAGACAACUGAGCUGUGCCGACUUCUAAAAGCUGCUGAGAAACUCGCAGAGAACUAUGAAACGAACUGGGACAGUGAUAUCGCUUCUAUGCUGCUUCUUCUCUAUCUCUUGCCACCCACAGCUGGACGGAAGAGGCCCAAAAUAAGUCCAAGUGAAGCAGUGGACAAAAUGGUGCACUUUCAUAAGGUACAAUAUUAUGCCUCAUUUGUAAAUUCCAUGAGACAAAUUUUAGUUAUAUGCACUUGCUAGAUUUACUAGAAAGUAAAAUGAGCAUGGCCGCACAGGCAUUCAUAACAGUGCCCAUUUCACUCGCGUGUGAGCGUGAAGCUCAACUUUCAUAAGAAUGAAGAGCCCGAUCUCAUGAAAGUGCGUAUCGAUAGCACGAUUUUCUGUUUCUAUGUGGCGUUCUAUUGGUACUAUUGUUACUUUUCUUGCACUUCUGAAUGCACUUCUGCAUAUGCACUUCUGGAGUACAUAUAAUACGUCCCUACCACCCACACCCCUACCCAAUGCGUAUCAUAUGCAUGCAAAAAGUAAUUUCAGUGUAUAGAUAGCAUGCCAAAUACAAACAUAAACUUGUGGUAAAGAUACACAUUGGUAGGAGAUUGUGUUGGAGCAAACUGAAAACGCUUGCUCCGCGCCAGUGGUCACGCACCGUUAUGAAUGGAGGUGACCAUUUUACUUUUACUUUUAAAUUAGCACCAAUUAGGGGGUGGCAAUUGCUUGGCGAUUGUUUCUACCUGGAUACAUGUUCAAACACAUGUAUCCAGUAGAAACCUGAUUCCUAAACAUCAUUUUAUGUUACAUUACCCGUCUUGUGUUCGAAAAAUUGGACCGUUAACACAUAUGUGGAGUAUGAGAUUUGAGGCAAAACACAGGGUUUUCAAAAGCACACUUAAAAACUUCAAGAACAUCACAGUAUCACUUGCCAAAAAACAUCAAAUGUCCAUAGCAUCCAAUUGGGAAACAUCUCCUUUGAACUAUGUUGAGUAUGGACCUUUGAAAACAUUUAAUGUGGACAAUGAGGAAAAUUGUGAAAUGUUUGCCCAAGCCCUGCCCGAUGUAGCAAAAGACACCGGGAUAGUGAUUUGCAGUGGCACAGAACAGGAAAUGCCUGUGUUUUGCAGAAUUAAAAAAAAUGCUUUUAGUCAACAGUGUGAUCUACUUCAUAGUGAACAAGCUUAUUGUUGACCAUUUCAGUGAGCACUUUCAUGCCUACAAUGUGUUUGAAAGUGAUGAAAAAGAUGUGAUAAAAGCGACAGAGAAAGCUUCGUUUUCCUCUCUGGAGACAAAACCAAACAAAAUCAAUCACUCUCUUGGUUGCCGUCAAAUUAUUUUUUAUCUAAGGUCUCAUUUACCGUGCUUAUUUUGAAGCCUAAGUACAAUCGGCAAAGUUUGCUAAUAAGCAUCCACUCUGCUCUUAUUGUGGAUGAAUCGGAAUGAAUGAAAAGAGAAUAAUCUGGAAACCCAUGUUUACCCACCUGUAGUGCAGACUGUAGCUUUCUUAGCAUCAGCCACAACUCUCUUCUGUUGAUGGAGAGAAACAAAACCUGUCAGUUUCCAAACUAGUUUGAAGUUUUUAUUUACAGAGAAUGACAUUAUAUAAAUAACAUUUUAUAUAACAUAAAACCAGAGAUCACUGACUGUCUUGUACCAGCUGCUC